UAAUAUCAAUAUUGUUUUAGCCAUGAUUAUUAUCAUGAUUACAACUUGACAAAAAAAUUUAGAUGAUGAACACCGAUAAACGGACACCUGAAUUGAAGAAACAAAGCAAUUACCAUGGUCAUGAGGAUGAUGGAAACCAUAACAAUAAAUUAUUUGGUCAUAAACGUCCGGAAGAAAGCAACGAUUACCUCCGUAUUCACAAUCAGCUUCCUACGUCUACGAUGACGAUACAAAGACAAUAUUCCGAACGUUUGUUUCAAUGGUUAGAGCAGAAACGUUUGGAUCAAUCGUUUACGAUUCGAUUACCACGAUUUAAGGAUAUUGGCAAAUUUAUAACCUGUAAUUAUUUCUAUGAAACGGUGGCUGGUUACAGUUCAGAUGAACGGACACGUAGUUUUUAUGAUUCUUUAAAAAUUGGCGAUAAAUUUGUUGCCAAAGUGAUGCGCAUCUAUAGUCGUAAUGCUGAGGUUCUAUUAGUUUGGUCAUAUAAACGAGAUAUUAAUGAUCUAAAAUUGAAAGCUAAUCUACAAUUGGAACCGCAUCUUCGAAAGUCAAAAUUGAACAGAGGCCGUAAUAAUGACGAUGAUGGCCAUAACAUUGAACUUUCUGAAUUGAUCAAUGUUGAAUUAAUCAAUUUUGACCUUCGAUCUUAUCACCUAGACGUUAUACGUUGUGAAUCAAUUGAAAAAUAUGGACACGAUAAUGAUUUGGAUGAGAUAGAUGAAACAGCAAUUCGUCAUGGGCGAUUUCGUACAAUCAAACCAGAUCAACAAUCCUUUUUUGAUUAUAUGAUGGAUCAUAAUGACUUGAGGAAUCCAUCACUAGUUAAAUUACAUCCAUUCACUUCAUUGAAAAAUUUGGAUCACGUAGUCACCUGUCUUGAGUACAGAAACGAGGUUAAAGCACAUAAAUUGCAGGCAAAUGACGGGUCAGCUAUAAUUGCUGAAAGUAGCAAAGCUACAAUUGUUCCUACAGACAUUGACUUGACACCCAGAAAAAGUUCAAGUAUCGUUGAACCCAAAUUUUCAAAAUCUUUCCCGAAAAAACGAUCUCGAUCAUCAUCUUCGACAUCGACAUCGAGUGAUUCCAAAUCAUCAUCUUCCUCGUCAUCGCAUGGCCAUCACAGACGUAGAAGAUAUAAAUCAAAAGAUGACAAUAUAAACAACUAUAAUCGAAAAAAUAAAAAACGACGUCGUAGCCAUCAUCAUAAAAUGAAAAAAUCCCGUCAUAAACGUACAUCGUCAGUAAUAUCCAAUUCUUCAAGUGAAUCAGAAUCGAGAAAAAGCCAUAGAAAUAAAAAAAGAAAGAAAAAGAAAUCCUCAAAAGAUUCAAAACACCGUUCCAAAACUAAUAUCAAUGACAACAGGAUUGAUGAUAAAAUAUUGCAACUAUUGAAAUUUACUUGAGCAUUUUUUUUUGCU
Dermatophagoides pteronyssinus (European house dust mite) is the source of this 1421-nucleotide messenger RNA. RefSeq lists its product as uncharacterized. The record is from RefSeq and is a predicted model, not a curated record. NCBI's taxonomy places the organism in Eukaryota, Metazoa, Arthropoda, Arachnida, Sarcoptiformes, Pyroglyphidae.